Ceratotherium simum simum (southern white rhinoceros) is the source of this 1260-nucleotide messenger RNA. RefSeq names its product growth differentiation factor 15 (gene GDF15). Gene Ontology annotation, molecular function: growth factor activity; cytokine activity. Gene Ontology annotation, cellular component: extracellular region. NCBI's taxonomy places the organism in Eukaryota, Metazoa, Chordata, Mammalia, Perissodactyla, Rhinocerotidae. The record is from RefSeq and is a predicted model, not a curated record.
AUGGGGGCCGCGCAGGUGGCCGAAAGCUCCAAGGCAGAUGCGAGGAGGUUUAUUCGAGGGGAGCUGACCCCCGCACCCACCUGGCAGGGCGGUGUGUCCAUGCUCAGCCAGAGCCUGGCACACAGCAUGCGCUUCCUAAAUGCGCGCUGUGCCGGCCCUGCUGACUCACUGUGCCGCCCCCUCCCGCCGCCACUGAGCGCCGAUGGGGGCGCCCGGAGCCCAGGCCGCGGGGAGGUCGCCCCGGAGGAGGGCGUGCCCCAGCCUGCACUGCCUGGCAAAGGAAAAGCCGUCCUUGACAAGGGAAACUGGAACAGUUGGAGGGGUUUUGCGCUGACGCCCCCGUGCGGCUCCCCGAUGCUGCCGCUGCUGCUGCUGCUCUGGUGGCCGCCCCCGGGAGGCGCCCUACCUCCGGCCCGGGAGCACUCCCCGGCCUUCCCGGGACCCUCAGACGUGCACUCCAGUCCCGACGUGUCCAGAGUCCGCGAGUUGCGGACACGCUACGAGCACCUGCAGACCAGGCUGCUGUUGAACCAGACCUGGGAAGACUCGAACCCCGACCUCAUCACCGCUGCUCAAGUCCGGAUACUCACCCCAAAGCUGAGACUUGGGCCCGAUGGCCACCUGCGCCUGCGCAUCCUCCGGGCCAACCUGACGGAGGGGCUCCCCGCAGGCUCCCGUCUGCACCAGGCCCUGCUCCGGCUGUCCCCGAGGGCGCCACGCUCGUGGGACGUGACGCAGCAGCUGCAGCGGCAGCUCAGCCUUGGAGCCUCCAGGGCUCCCGCACUCCGCCUGCGCCUGCCGCCGCCGUCGGACGGGUUGCUGGAGGCACUGCCUUCUGCACAGCCCCAGCUCGAGCUGCGCUGGCGGUCCCCCGCCGCCAGGGGGCGCCGCGGAGCGCACGCGCACCCCCAAGACGAGUGCCCGCUUGGGGCGGGGCGCUGCUGCCGCCUGCUGAGCCUGCGCGCGUCGCUCGAAGAUCUCGGCUGGGCCGACUGGGUGGUGGCACCGCGCGAGCUGGACGUGCGCAUGUGCGUCGGCGCGUGCCCGAGCCACUUCCGGUCGGCGAGCAGGCACGCGGAGGUGCUGGCGCGGCUGCACGGCCUGAGUCCUGACGCCGCGCCCGCGCCAUGCUGCGUGCCGUCCAGCUACGAGCCCGUAGUGCUCCUGCACCAGGACAGCGAUGGCCGCGUGACGCUCACGCCCUUCGACGACCUCGUGGCCGGCGGCUGCCACUGCCAGUGAGCGGCCUACUCCUCCACU